This is a messenger RNA of Penicillium pulvis, 1107 nucleotides long. RefSeq lists its product as uncharacterized. The record is from RefSeq and is a predicted model, not a curated record. The transcript has 5 exons. Bases 1 to 1107 code for a protein of 368 amino acids. NCBI's taxonomy places the organism in Eukaryota, Fungi, Ascomycota, Eurotiomycetes, Eurotiales, Aspergillaceae.
AUGUCGGACAAGCAUGAAAGUCGACAGGGGGAGUUUCGGGCUGUUACUAUUGCCAUGAGUGCGCUGGCCGCGGUUUUUGUUACUUUGCGAUUCUUGUCCCUGAAGAGAGGAAUGGGGCUUGGGAUGGAUGACUUUGCCAUGCUGGUAUCUUUGGUAGGUGUCGUCACCGCUACUUGGCGAGUUCAUCUAACGGGUUGCAUUGCAGGUCUCAAUUUGACCCGUAAGACUAUCACUGCCUGUCAUAUCAUGGUCCCAGAUCUAACAUUCGGCAUGGGACUACAUGCCAGCAUUUUGUCAACAAAUAGUCUCGUGAAGAUUGCGAAGUUGUUAAUAGCUUACGACUGUGUCUACUGCGCCACAGUUGGCAUGAUCAAGCUGUCGGUGCUAUUCAUGUAUACUCGCAUCUUUCCCAACCGAGAAUUCCGCGUUGCCGUCAUUGUCUUGGGAGUAAUUACCGUCGCAUGGAUCGUCGUUAUCACCUGCGUGAAUGUUAUACAAUGUGCACCUAUAGAAAGGGCGUGGGAUACGUCGAUACCAGGAGCAUGUAUCGAUGCAAGAGACUUGUUUAUCGCAAACAGCAUUCCGAAUAUUGUGACCGAUAUCGCCAUUAUAAUACUACCAAUGCGAGCUGUGUGGAAAACAAACGCCACAGUCACCCACCGUCUGUCUGUCAUUGCACUUCUUCUUCUCGUCCUUUUCACUAGUUCUUAUCGUUUCAGUACUCUCUUUGCGUUCAAAGCUUCAGAUAAAUCCUGGACACUCGGCAAUGCGUGCACCUGGAGUGUGAUUGAGUGUUCCAGUGGCAUAAUCACAGCCUGCAUACCCACCUUCUAUCCGUUCAUUGAAAGGAUCUCGUCAAAAUUCCCCACAAGAUCCCAAACGAAAAGGGCAGAUGUGAUGAUCUCGGGUAGAGCGGAAUCUACUAAACCGGCUUUCCGGCCUCAAGACGAGUUCGUGGGGAAACCAAUGAUUCAGUUGGUAGUGACACAGCCGCAAGAUGAUUUGGGAGAUGACGUGCCUUUGAAUACUAUCCUGGUGCGACGGAGUAUGACAUGGCAAGAACAAAAUUGUGGGAGGGAUUGUAGGUCACCUCGUCAUUGGAGAUAA